This is a messenger RNA of Linnemannia hyalina, 2934 nucleotides long. NCBI's taxonomy places the organism in Eukaryota, Fungi, Mortierellomycota, Mortierellomycetes, Mortierellales, Mortierellaceae. The record is from the annotation of a GenBank genome assembly.
AUGGGCUUAAUUAGCGCUAUUCUGAUGAUUGUGGGCACCUUGAUCGGGACAGGAAUCUUUGCCUCCCCAGGCCCUCUCUUCGAUUCCGUCCACUGCACCCAAACCAGUUUCAUCAUCUGGGCCUUUGCCGGCAUAGUCUGCGCCAUCGGAGCUUUCGCCUACGCAGAACUCGGGACCAUGUUCCCAGCCUCCGGAGGCGAUUUCCAAUACCUCCGACGAGCAUACGGGAAAAAGGUCGCAUGGGUCUUUGGAUGGUCGUUUAUUACGAUUCUCAACCCGAUUGGAACUGCGGGGAUUGCGGGUGUUUUGGGGAGGAUGCUGUGGACUGGCGUGAAUGGGACUGCAGCCGUUUGGGCCGCCGGCGCUGGCGCCGGUCCCCUUGAAGCAGGAGCAGGAACGAGUCCUAACCCAGCCUUUGACACUGGGUAUGCACCCUUCCCCAAGGCGCCCCUCCCACUCAACCAUGGGCCACCACCGCAACAGCAUCAUGCAGAUACGAUGCCAUGGGUAGUCCGCGGGUUCUCGAUCGGCGCGAUUAUACUUAUGGGUCUGAUUAACAUCUUGUUCAAGGAGGGCGGUAAAUACGCCAGCAACCUGUUGGCGGUCUUCAAGAUUGGCGGAAUGUGUAUGUUGAUUGUCAUUGGAUCCAUGCAGGCGGUCAAGAACCAUGCUCAGUCGGAGGCCUUGCAGAUUCCCAUCCGCGAGUCGUCUCAGAAUGUGCUCGAUUAUGUCUCAGCCCUCUGCUUCGCCUUCUUUGCCUACAAUGGAUUCAACAACAUCAACUUGGGACUAGGCGAACUACGGGACCCGGAACGGAACCUAAAACGCGCAGUCUUUAUCGCAAUGCCCUUCGUCACCGUCCUCUUCCUCCUCGCAAAUUUCGCAUUCUUCUCCAUCCUCUCCUCCUACGACCUCCGUCACGUCCACUCUCUUUCCCUCCACGCCGGACAUACCGUUCUGGGCCAUCCUGGCGGGUUCCUCAUGGCCGGGACAGUCGUUGCCUCUGCAUUGGGAUCCAUCAACGCCAACCUCUGGGCCGGGUCUAGGCUACUGGUCAUCAUGGCCAAGGAUAACACCAUCAUCCCCUUCCCUGUAGCGCGCGUCUGGUCCCGGACUGGUACCCAAGCGAUCGCGAUCUUGAUCCUGGUCGGCCAGGCGUCGUUUCACUCCUUGAUUAAUCUUGAUUUCAAGACGUUUUCAAAGAUUUUUUCUGCGGUCGGGUGGACCUGGUACGGGCUUUCGGUGGCCGGUUUGUUGUACUUGCGGAAGAAGCGACCCAACUACCCACGACCCGUCAAGGUAUUCUGGCCGCUGGCUGCGUUCUUUGUCGUCAUUGCUGCAGUCCUUGUCGUUGGAUCUCUCACCCUCGCCUUCAUGAGCAGUGCAAUCCAAAAGACUGGCGAUGACGAAGAUGAUGGUGGGGCAAGCAGUGAGGCCGAUGGAAGUGAUGGUGGAAAGUACGUGCCGAUUAUCAUGUUUGGGGUGGUCAUCCUGUUCAUGUUGGGCGUCAUCCCGGCAUUUUACUUGACGAAACGGUAUAACCACGGACUCAACAAGACGGCUUUCAGCAGUAGCAUCCCUUCGACUGUCGACAAGAGUGAUUCUGAGGAUUUUGGUGAGACAGAGGAUCAUCUCGACGAUAAGCGGUUCAGAAGCGCAGGAGUGCGAGCGGGAGAAAUGGUCCAGAUUAACCCUACAGGGCCGUUCCACCAGACAGCCAUUAUUAUCGACCUUGACCACACCCACCAUCCUCACUACCUCCACCCCAACAACAACAGCAUCGAUCCAACGUCACUCACCACAGGAGGAGUCUUUGGAGCCUUCGGUCCAGAGACACUAGCAGACGGCCGCCCCGCCCGUCGACACUCUGCCGCUUCGUCUGUCACCCUCGUCGGCGAAUCCUCCAAGAAACGCUCAAACAAGCAUAGACGACCCAAGAGCAAGGAGGGUUCUAAACCUGCCCAUCACCAUCGGAAUCGGGAACAUGGUCGACAGGAUGGUGAGCCAUCUCGGUCUCAGAGUCCGGAUCCUGUUGUUCUCGCGCACCGCUCAGAGAAUCGCAAUGGGCAAGAUGAAUACGACGAAGAGGAGGAAGUGGCGCGUGUGCAGGCGUUGCGCGGUAGUAAGGGGGGUAGAGAGGUAGUAGGCAGUGAUGGCGUGAUACGACACAUGAGUCUGGAUCAUGUCGAAUUGGGUAUUAGGACUCCCUCUGGCACCUCCUCGUCAUCCAGAGCCACUAGCAGCAACAGCUCCACUCGCAGCAGUAACAACAACUCUGACUGUGACGAAGAAGACGAGUCAGAUAUCGACAGCACAAGACCCACAACCCACAACCGCCUUACAAAGCUCCUCUUCUCCCCCUUCGAUCCCACCAACUCUUCAUCCCUCUCAUCCCCGUCAACGCCAUACACCGGUGGAUUCUGCAUGUCCCCGACGAUGCUGACACCCUUCGGUAGCGGCAGUCAGACAGCCUCCAACUCCCCACUCAUGGCCUCGUCCUCUCCAACCUUUGCCACGGCAGGAGGAAGGACAUUCCUGACAAGUGGAUUUUACACCCGUUCGGGGUCCCACUCUUCCGAGACGACUCUAGGUCUUGAAGGAGAUUAUCACCAGCAUGAGCAGGAGCAGGGAGCGGCGGAUGGAGAUGUGAAGGGGAAGGGAGUUCGGACGAGGCAGUCAUCUGCCUGUGAGAGAGUGGAGGAAGUUGCUGAGGAGGAAGAGGAAGGAAAGGUUUUGGAGGAGAACAGAACAAACAACAACACAACCACAACCACACACCACGGGUCAUAUUUGACCGAUUUCAACAACAACGAUAACAACGGACGACAGGGCGAAGAUGAUGACGGACGUGUCCACCCUUUGACGCAUUUGCCCAACGCCAGCACCAACAAUAACAACGACAGUACCCCACCAGCUCCAUGGUCUUUACCCUAG